ACGAGGCUUGCUGGGCAUGAUAAACCGGACGCAAAGCGAGGCUUUGACAGAGGCCUGGUUUUUGUUUUGUUUUGGAAGUAAGCGUUGCGUUUCUGUCCUGUUGUCCUUGUUUUGGUCUUUUCGUUUCGAAUUUUUUUUUUUGUGGUUUAAGAAAUGGGAACUUCUCACGAAGCCGACCGAACUCUUUUUGUUGGGAAUCUGGACUCGAAUGUGACGGAGGAGCUUCUGUUUGAGCUUUUCUUACAGGCUGGUCCUCUGACUAACGUCAAAAUUCCUAAGGAUAAAGAUGGAAAACCCAAAAUGUUUGCUUUUGUGAACUUCAAACAUGAAGCUUCGGUGCCUUACGGAAUGGAACUGCUCAAUGGAACACAACUUUUUGGGAGGCCCAUAAAAAUUCAAUUCAGAUCAGGAAGUUCCCAUGGAAGUCAGGGCUCAAACAGCCCAGGGCAUUCACAGAACAGUAGCCCAUCAAAUACUCCUGGUCCACAGGGUGGCAGGUUUGACCGAGGCAUGGACGUGGGUUAUCAGAGCUACACACCAUCACAGCUGCUCCAGAGGUCUUUCUCAUCGCCGGACAGCCUCCAGAGACAAGCUAUGCUGUACAGCAUGUGGCAGCAGCAGCAGCAGGGGAACGGAGCAGUGUCGCCUCUAAUGCAGCCUGGAUACCAAGCAUCUGGGCAGCAGCACAGACAGGGCAGCUCGGGGGGAAGCUGGCAGGACCUUUCUGCCCAUCGUGUGCACAGACAGCACUCCCAUCAGUACCAGCAGGAUAACGAGCACUGCAGCCGUGGGUCUGGGUCUGACAGGCACGUCAGGGGUCAGCAUGAUGACCGGAUGAACCACCACAACCGAAGCCACAGCCGGGACAGCAGGAGGGAAGAUUCCAGAGAUGGAAGGUGGCGCCAAAACAGAUACUGAGUUACCGACAAGGGAUUCUCUGAUUUGGUUUAUUGGUGGUACUGAUCCAAUUAGUUUUAUACCUCCUUUUUUAUAGCUUUUUAAAUUUUUAUCUUUUUAAAUCAAACAAAAAAAAAACUUAAUUUGACAGAAUUGUUUUGUGUCAGAGAAAAGUGUUUUAUUAGUUUUUGAAACCAUUUGUGGCAGAAAAAAGUUGGAAUACAGUAAAUGUAUUAUUUUUUAUUUUAGGAUUGGUAAAAAAAAAGAAAAAAAAAAGUUCAUUUAUGAGUUAGUGCUGAUACAAUAUAUAUAAAAUCUAGCUUUCAGCCUUGUAAGCACUAUGGAAAAUUAAAAAAAGGAAUAACCCCAUGAUGUAAUAUAGUGUUGGGCAGAUUCUGUAAUGAUUUGGUCACUACAAUGGGACUAAUGCAAGUUUCAUUCCCAUUUGAAAUCCUUCUCCAGAAAAGUAACUAUGCUGCUUGUAUGUUGAGGUUGUGUAGUACCAUGAUUUUCUGUAAUGUGUACUGUUAAUACAAAAUGGUUUCUGCUUUUAAAAAAAAAAAAAAAAGUAAUGAGAGGGGGGAUAAUUGCUACCAGCAUAUACACACAGAUGUCUGUACUGUUGUAUAUAAUUGAUACACUUUUACAUUCUUAAAAUCCUAACUUUGUAAAAAUAAGAUGUGUUUUUCUGGUUUGAAAUGUUUAGUAUUUUAACUGUUGCAUUUCUGAGUGUACUGUAUACAAUCUGCUGACUGGGAGCAAAAACAUUGUAAAUCAUAGUUUUGACAUGCCAGCAUUUUAAAGUUUUACUAUAGAUGAGACCUACAAUCAAUAUUGAGUUACAAUGUUCUUGUACCCAGCCCAUGAAAUAAUAACCUUAAAAUUUAAAAUAGAUUUUGUAUGUUGGGUGUGGGAUUAAGCCAGAAUAUUGAAAGCUGUUACCGCUUCUCCCUGCUAUGUACUAACACCCUUGUUUUGGAAAGGAAAAAUGAAAGUCUUGAUUUUUGUAAGGUUAAAACACUCAGGUACAGUCUGUAAAUACAAUUUAACGGAUAUUGUAAUUGUUUUAAUAUGUUGCAAUAAUUAAGUUACUCCAGUUUCAA
This is a messenger RNA of Acipenser ruthenus (sterlet), 2000 nucleotides long. Its product is annotated as RNA-binding protein 7. The transcript is spliced from 5 exons. The record is from RefSeq and is a predicted model, not a curated record. Bases 154 to 918 code for a protein of 254 amino acids. Gene Ontology annotation, biological process: regulation of alternative mRNA splicing, via spliceosome. Gene Ontology annotation, cellular component: nucleus. Gene Ontology annotation, molecular function: single-stranded RNA binding. NCBI's taxonomy places the organism in Eukaryota, Metazoa, Chordata, Actinopteri, Acipenseriformes, Acipenseridae.